Striga asiatica is the source of this 514-nucleotide messenger RNA. The record is from the annotation of a GenBank genome assembly. NCBI's taxonomy places the organism in Eukaryota, Viridiplantae, Streptophyta, Magnoliopsida, Lamiales, Orobanchaceae.
AAAAAAUCAUUAUAUACCAUACCCCCUAAGAAAAUCAGUCUACAUUUUAUACAAUAUAUUUUUCUCUUCUGCCAAAAUGAUUUCCAUGGGACAAGAAACCUCCAGAACUUUAUGCUUCAUUGCCCUCUUUUGCUUCCUCAACCAAGGUUUAUGUUGGGCUCAGACUUCAUUAUGCUCUGCAAAAACCUUCAAGAUUGAAGAAGUCGAAACAGGAAAAUCCGAGUGGAAGGUUGACAUAACAAACACGUGUGUAUGCACGAGUUUGGAGCUGAAAUUGUCUUGCCCUGAUUUCAACCCCUUAGUUAAAAUCGACCCUUCAAUUAUUUCCAAGUAUGAUGACACCCAUUGUUUGGUCAAUGAUGGAAAUCCGUUGCACGGAGGCGAAACCUUUAGCUUCACUUAUGUUGGCGGUUUCGCCAAUUUCACACUCUUCGAUUUUUGGGUGGCUUGCUCCUAAAUUUAUUCAAAUGUAUUUGUAUGUGUGUGUGUGUUUGAUUGUGUGGAAUUGAAUAAA